Molecule: messenger RNA, 978 nt
Organism: Linnemannia hyalina
Lineage: Eukaryota; Fungi; Mortierellomycota; Mortierellomycetes; Mortierellales; Mortierellaceae
Source: the annotation of a GenBank genome assembly
AUGCCAGUCGAAACAACCAAAGUUCAGGAACAGGAAAAGCACAGCCAACAGCCAACCGCUCUCACACUGCGGUCGAUUGCCUUCUCGCACUACAACGAAAAGGCUCGCUGGGGACUCGACUACUACAAGGUCCCCUACAUCGAAUAUCGCUCCCUGCCCAUCUGCCACAUGAUCUCAAUGUUCAAGUACAAGGCCAAGGCUCGCCCCCCUGGCCCAGGAGCCAGUGUCUUUGUCACCCCUCACCUCACCGUUGAACACAACAGCAGCAACAACAAGGACAAGGAGAACGAGACCAUUAUUCUCAACGACUCGAAAAAGAUUCUCGAAUUCCUCUCGGAUCAAUAUGCAGCACCCGCCAACAGCAACGGCAAGAGUUCAGCAUCACCCAACCUGUAUUCGAACGACGAGGCAUCAAAGGCCAAGAUCCAGGCAUUGGAAGAACGGUUCAACACCAUGAUCGGUCCCCAUGUCCGCCGAGUCAUGUACUACGAGAUCCUCCUCCAUUCCCCCAGAUCCGUGGCUCGUUCCCUGGGCCAACACGACAACGCCGGCAAGUUACAGUCCUGGAUCUGGAGCCUCUUCCUCCCGAUCUUCGUCUGGAUGUUGUGCAAGGCGAUGCACAUCAACGAGACCUCGGCCGCCCGAUCGAGAGACAUUCUCAAGCGGGAGUUUGAACACCUCUCACAAGUUCUGGAAUCGGGACCUCCUGGACCAGCAUACCUUGUCGGGAACCAGUUUACGGCGGCAGAUUUGACAUUGGCCAGUUUGGGUGGGUUGGCGGUAGGAGUGACAAAUGAGGAUGGGUAUGGGGCUUGGGUGCCAAGCAUCCAGGAUAUGGCGAGACCGGAGGGGAGGAAGUUUAUGGAGGAGUUGAGGGCUACGACGGCGGGGCAGCAUAUCAUGGAGUGCUACAAGUUGCAUAGAGGACACAAGGCGCCUGGAUCGGGGUAUGGGUUUAGCUUCUUUGGUCUGUGGUAA